GUUACAUCAACACAACAGCCAUCAUGGUGGAGGUCGGAGAGAAGCUGAGAGAACUGAACAUGACGGUUGAUGAAGUCGACAGGCUGACUAAAGCCCUCAGAGAUGAGACUUUUGGGAAAAUGCUGCGUGAUUACGCACACGAAUUAUCGGACCCCGAGAAUAAGAAAAGGUAUGAAGAGGAGAUCAAAGUGUUGGAGCAGGAGAGAGGAAACACCAUUGAGUUUAUCCACCCGCAUCCGUUCAGGUCUCUCAGGACCAGUGUGAACGGCAAGCAGAAGUGUUUCAUCAAUGUCUGCUCCAGUGAAAACGUGGGGAAGCCUGAGUGUAAAGGAGGGGUGUCGGAGGACGGGCUCAGAGGACAGACCUGGUCCCUGCCUCACACUCUGCCCCCAGGGAGACAGGACACAGACCCCAAAGGGAACAAGAUCAUGAUCUACGAUGUGGUUUUCCACCCUGACACGGUGCACAUUGCAAGCAAAAACAAGAGAUUCAUGGACAUGGUGGACGGCACAGCCAUUCAGGGGAUCCAGGAUGCUUUCAAAGUGACUCUGGACAAAAACAAUGUGAGGGAGAUGAGUACAAAAUACAAGGGGGCCCCUCAGCCUUGUGUCAUCCGGAAACCCAUACCUGGAUACAAAUCCAAGGAGCCCCCAGAGGAGCCGGACCCUCUUGCGUUCCCAUACCCAGAUGAAAAAAGACCUACCACCUCCCUGCAAGUGAAGCCCACAAAAUCACCUGCAGCAAAAAAAAGCAGCAGUGAUGCUAAACCUAAAGGCUACAGCGUUCAGCCUGAGAAAGUCAGAGAGCCCACCGAGCCAAACUACACGGUAAAAUAUCGAUCUUUUGUGGAUCUACAGGACUUCAGAUACGCCAGAGACUCUGCCCAAAGCCCCAGGCCCAAAGAGAUAGUGGUCACCAUCGACAUGCCGCUUCUGAAGGCGGCUUCAGACGCCAGCCUUGAGGUAAAAGAGAAACAGCUGCUGCUGGCGUCCAAGAAACCAGCCUACAGACUGGAGCUGCCCUUAGCCUACCCUGUGGAUGAAGACAAAGGACAGGCCAAGUUCAACAAACAGAGAGGACAGCUCACAGUCACACUGUCUGUUCUUCCUUCUGAUGAAGCUUUGGAUUUCACUGUAGGGUCUGCUCAGACUUGUGUUAGUGAUGAUGAGAGUCAGGAGGAGAAAAGGGAGGUGGACGAAAAGGAUAUGUGGAAGGAGGAGGAGAGGGACAGCAAGGGAAGCGAGGAGGAGCAGAGAGCUGUCGAGGAGGAUUUAAGGCAGCAGACAAGGGUGGAGGAAGUUGAAAAAGAGGGUGAAAGAGGUCAUGAGAAAGGAGGGGAGCAGAUGAGGGACGGCGAGGAAGGUGUAGCCGGAGAGGAAAGGGUAGAGGGUGAGAAGGAAACACGGGAAGGAGAAAAUAGUGAAGAAGAGAAAAUUGGUUUGGGGGAAGAGGCAAAAUUGGAAAAGCAGGAAAGAAAAGGCCAAGAAGAUGUUGAGGAGAUAUUGAAAGAACAGAAACAGGAAAAUGAAAAAGAGGUUGGAGACUCUAACCUACAGAAAAGGCAGCAACUUGAAGAUAACGAGGACUCUGGUCUAAGUUUUCAGAGGGAUACUGUCGAUGUUUCUGCUGAGGAAGAAAACUCAUUCCCUGUUUUAAUCACUGAAAUAGAGGGAGAUGUCAAUCCGAGCUCUUGUUUGGACUCAUCACCCAAAAUGAAGACUUCAGAAAUCAGAGAGAAGGUGGAAACAGACGCUGCAUUUCUAAAUCUCAGUUCAAGUGAGGAAUCCCAAACGUCCACGGCUGCCGAACCUCAGAGCCAGAACGACAUAGAGGACUGCUGCAUUUCAGGAAACAUGGUCACAGAGGAGCCGUUCAUGGGUUCAGGAGAGCAGCAGGAGGGUAAGAAUAUAGACCAAGACGACCUGCCGACGGUGCAAAUCCUCAAACCAGAGCAAGACAACAAGCCACCACCUGUGUUAUUGAGGGAAAUUGAUAAAGAUGGAAACGAAAAGAUCAUCAGUGACCAUUCCACAUCUGCUGGGUUCAUCUUCCAAAACUCCCUGAUGUAUGACCUGGACUGA
Messenger RNA from Anoplopoma fimbria (sablefish), 2081 nucleotides. RefSeq names its product dynein axonemal assembly factor 2 (gene dnaaf2). The coding region runs from base 24 to 2081 and encodes 685 amino acids. Gene Ontology annotation, biological process: axonemal dynein complex assembly. Lineage: Eukaryota; Metazoa; Chordata; Actinopteri; Perciformes; Anoplopomatidae. Gene Ontology annotation, cellular component: cytoplasm. The transcript has 2 exons. The record is from RefSeq and is a predicted model, not a curated record.